AUGUCUAAAAUCACCUCAGCCCACGUUCGUGAAAACGUCAAGAAAUUGUUGGAACACUCCAACGAAACCAAAAAGAGAAACUUUUUGGAAACUGUUGAAUUGCAAGUUGGUUUGAAGAACUAUGACCCACAAAGAGACAAGCGUUUCUCUGGUACUUUGAAAUUGCCACAUGUUCCAAGACCAAACAUGACCAUUUGUAUUUUUGGUGAUGCUUUUGAUGUUGACAGAGCCAAGUCAUUGGGUGUUGAUGCCAUGUCUGUUGAUGACUUGAAGAAGUUGAACAAGAACAAGAAGUUGAUCAAGAAGUUGGCCAAGAAGUACAAUGCUUUCAUUGCUUCUGAAGUUUUGAUUAAGCAAAUUCCAAGAUUGUUGGGUCCUACUUUGUCCAAGGCUGGUAAAUUCCCAACCCCAGUUUCCCACAACGAUGACUUGUACUCCAAGGUUACUGACGUCAAGUCCACCAUCAAGUUCCAAUUGAAGAAGGUCUUGUGUUUGGCUGUUGCUGUUGGUAACGUUGACAUGGAUGAAGAUGCUUUGGUCAACCAAAUCUUGAUGGCUGCUAACUUUUUGGUUUCUUUGUUGAAGAAGAACUGGCAAAACGUCGGAUCUUUGGUCAUCAAGUCCACCAUGGGUCCAUCAUUCAGAAUCUACUAA
Lodderomyces theae is the source of this 654-nucleotide messenger RNA. RefSeq names its product 60S ribosomal protein uL1 (gene RPL10A). Bases 1 to 654 code for a protein of 217 amino acids. The record is from RefSeq and is a predicted model, not a curated record. The transcript has a single exon. Gene Ontology annotation, molecular function: structural constituent of ribosome; RNA binding. Gene Ontology annotation, biological process: translation. Gene Ontology annotation, cellular component: large ribosomal subunit. Lineage: Eukaryota; Fungi; Ascomycota; Pichiomycetes; Serinales; Debaryomycetaceae.